Molecule: messenger RNA, 5325 nt
Organism: Coregonus sp. 'balchen'
Lineage: Eukaryota; Metazoa; Chordata; Actinopteri; Salmoniformes; Salmonidae
Source: the annotation of a GenBank genome assembly
CUGGGUUUUCACAGAGAUAGUUUUAUUACACCAACGGAAUAGGAUAAAAUCUUUGCUUUCAUUUUGGAUCAUUUGGAUAACAAUGAGUGGUGGAUGUCCUUACUUCGAGAAAAAGCACUUGUAUGCGAUCAUUAUUGCAUUUCAAAUUCUGUUUUUAUUCAAAUGUUUGUGACAUUUCAAAGACAUCAUAUAAUUGAGCUGGAUGCUAAAUAAAUUAUCUUUAUCAUUAUUAUGAAUUGUAUGACAUUAGCUAAUCAAUGCCUAUAAAUGUGUAUUGUCAUUCCCCAGGUUAUUCAAGAGCAAGCUGCAUCUGAAAGAGGAGGAGGCAGAUGACUCUCAAGAAGGAAUUAACAAGGCCAGCAAAGGUGGUAUCAUCUAUGGUGACUACCUUCAGGUAAAGAAUUCUCUAUCUUCAUCUAACUAGCUUCACCUAACUUCAAGGUUUCUGACAUAGUAUCUUGUCUUCUGCAGAUGGAAGCUUAUUCCUUAGCCUAUAUGCUCCAUCCCUUAUAGGCUAACAUAAGGGAUACUGGAAGUACAAUUUUAAUUUGUGUUAGCUGUAGUACUAAAUGUUAUUAGUUUUGUUCCAUUAUAGCUUGACAAGGUUGUGACGGCCCAAGUUCUACAGAGUGAACUGAAAGGGAACAAGAUCCACGAUGAACAUCUUUUCAUUGUCACCCAUCAAGGUAAAGUAUAUGUUUGUGGUCAAAUAUCAUCAAGAUUUGAGAAUCAAUAGAGGAAUUGUAGUCAUAGUAUGCAUGCAUGCCCUUAUGUUCUGUUUGAAAUCCAGUCAAUUCAAGAAAUACAUCUAACCCUUUCAUUGUGGUUGCACCUACUUUUGGAUGAUUUGAAUAGGAAUUCACUAUCAACUUGCCAUCAACAAAUUAUAAAUGUCAUUGCAUUGCAAAGGUGGGACAUUAUGAUUAAUUGCAUUUUUAUUAUUUUAUUUCAGCAUAUGAACUCUGGUUCAAGCAGAUUCUAUGGGAACUGGAUUCAGUGCGAGAGAUUUUCAUCAGUGGACAUGUAAGUACCUCAGAAAGCAAGAGUACCCUGCCAAAAGCUUUAUUUGUGUAAUAAAAGUUAGAAAAUUGGUUGAUUUCAAUCCCAGCAAUGUGUUUAUUCUUAUUUUUAUUAAAGGUACACUACCAGUCAAAAGUUUGGACACACCUACUCAUUCAAGGGUUUUUCUUUAUUUUUACUAUUCUUUACAUUGUAGAAUAAUAGUGAAGACAUCAAAACUAUGAAAUAACACAUAUGGAAUCAUGUAGUAACCAAAAAAGUGUUAAACAAAUCAAAAUAUAUUUUAUAUUUGAGAUUCUUCAAAUAGCCACCCUUUGCCUUGAUUACAACUUUGCACACUCUUGGCAUUCUCUCAACCAGCUUCAUGAGGUAGUCACCUGGAAUGUAUUUCAAUUAACAGGUGUGCCUUCUUAAAAGUUAAUUUGUGGAAUUUCUUUCCUUCUUAUUGCGUUUGAGCCAAUCAGUUGUGUUGUGACAAGGUAGGAGGGGUAUACAGAAGAUAGCCCUAUUUGGUAAAAGACCAAGUCCAUAUUAUGGCAAGAACAGCUCAAAUAAGCAAAGAGAAACGACAGUCCAUCAUUACUUUAAAACAUGAAGGUCAGUCAAUACGGAAAAUCUCAAGAACUUGGAAGUUUCUUCAAGUGCAGUCACAAAAACCAUUAAGCGCUAUGAUGAAACUGGCUCUCAUGACGACCGCCACAGGAAUGGAAGACCCAGAGUUACCUCUGCUGCAGAGGAUAAGUUCAUUAGAGUUACCAGCCUAAAUAAAUGCUUCACAGAGUUCAAGUAACAGACACAUCUCAACAUCAACUGUUCAGAGGAGACUGUGUGAAUCAGGCCUUCAUGGUCGAAUUUCUGCAAAGAAACCACUACUAAAGGACACUAAUAAGAAGAAGACACCUGCUUGGGCCAAGAAACACGAGCAAUGGACAUUAGACCGGUGGAAAUGUGUCCUUUGGUCUGCUGUCCAAAUUGGAAAUGUUUUGUUCAAACCGCCGUGGCUUUGUGAGACUUGAUGUGGGUGAACGGAUGAUCUCCGCAUGUGUAGUUCCCACCGUAAAGCAUGGAGGAGGAGGUGUUAUGGUGCUUUGCUGGUGACACUGUCUGUGAUUUAUUUAGAAUUCAAGGCACACUUAACCAGCAUGGCUACCACAUACAUUUACAUUUUAGUCAUUUAGCAGACACUCUUAUCCAGAGUGACUUACAGUUAGUGAGUGCAUACAUUAUAUAUAUAUAUUUUUUCAUACUGGCCCCCCGUGGGAAUCCAACCCACAACCCUGGCGUUGCAAACGCCAUGCUCUACCAACUGAGCUACAUCCCUGCCGGCCAUUCCCUCCCCUACCCUGGACGACGCUGGGCCAAUUGUGCGCCGCCCCACAUCAUUCUGUAGCGAUACACCAUCCCAUCUGGUUUGGGCUUAGUGGGACUAUCAUUUGUUUUUCAACAAGACAAUGACCCAACACACCUCCAUGCUGUGUAAGGGCUAUUUUACCAAGAAGGAGAGUGAUGGAGUGCUGCAUCAGAUGACCUGGCCUCCACAAUCCCCUGACCUCAACCCAAUUGAGAUGGUUUGGGAUGAGUCGGACAGCAGAGUGAAGGAAAAGCAGCCAACAAGUGCUCAGCAUAUGUGGGAACUCCUUCAAGACUGUUGGAAAAGCACUCCAGGUGAAGCUGGUUGAGAGAAUGCCAAGAGUGUGCAAAGCUGUCAUCAAGGCAAAGGGUGGCUAUUUGAAGAAUCUCAAAUAUAAAAUAUAUUUUGAUUUGUUUAACACUUCUUUGGUUACUACAUGAUUCCAUAUGUGUUAUUUCAUAGUUUUGAUAUCUUCACUAUUAUUCUACAAUGUAAAAAAUUGUAAAAAUUAAAACCCUUGAAUGAGUAGGUGUGUCCAAACUUUUGACCGGUAUUGUAUAUUCUAGAAUUUAAAGUUGCUAUUGUGUACAUUAAAUUGUGGCUUGAUUCAAAUACAAUACGAGUCAAUGUUUUACCUCAUUAAACCAUGGAAUAUAAGCAAUGUCAAUAACCUAAACCUUUGUUUGUGGGUGUGAAGAGGUGUGCUUCUUUCUGUCCAAUAUGAUCAAAUUGCAGCACAUCUAGAGGACAAAAAGUUAUAGAACUAAUCUUUAAAAUGGUCAUGUUUCACCAGGUUCGUGAUGAACGCAACAUGCUGAAGGUCAACACCCGCAUACAUAGGAUCGUUAUGAUCUUCAAGCUGCUGGUCGACCAGUUCUCCGUGCUCGAGACAAUGACGGCCUUGGACUUCUAUGAAUUCAGGUAUGCCCCAUAGAUAACAUUUAGCUUGUAUAAACCUUUGUAAACCUCAUAAAAUGAUACCCUCUUUACAAUUGUAACACUCAUUACUCUUGUGUGUUGUAGAGAGUACCUGUCCCCUGCCUCCGGGUUCCAAAGUCUCCAGUUCCGUCUGUUGGAGAACAAGAUUGGGGUCCCUGACAACCUGAGGGUCCCCUACAACAGGCGUCACUACAGGGACAACUUCAAAGGACAUGAGAGUGAGAUGCUGCUCAGUUCUGAGAAGGAGCCUUGUCUGCUGAAAUUGGUGGAGGUGUGUGAGAUGCACUACUGAAAAAUUACUGAAACAUAUGAAAGAGAUACUGUUUGAAUACUUGAUAUCAUAGCAGAAUUGAGUAAUACUGUCUGUUGUUCUAUUCAGAAAUGGCUGGAAAGGACCCCAGGGCUUGACGGGGAUGGGUUCAACUUUUGGAAAAAACUGGAAGCCAACAUCUUUGAAGGAUUGUGUAUUGAAAAAAAGAAAAUCGCGGUAUGGGCUCUUUUAAAAUAAUCUAGUACAAAAAACUUGCCACAACAUUAUUUAUAAGGUUACUUAAAUAUAAAAUAAUCUGACCAAAAGCUAUGAUCUUAUUUGUCCUUUUGGCAGAAAAUGCCAGACUCUGAAGAGAAGGAGGAGAUGAUGGAAGAGCUGACAAAGCAAAAAGAGCUCUUCACUUCUCUGUUUGACAUCAAAAGACAUGAGCAUCUUUUGAGCAAAGGUGAGUACCUGCAUCCAGGCUGAGCAUCUAACACCAACUGCCUCAACAAUUCACUAUCCAUAAUUAGUGUAAAACUACAGAUCCCAGGUCUAAGAAACCAUCUCACUUCCUGUUGUUUGACCAGGUGAGAGACGGAUCUCCUACAAGGCUCUCCAAGGAGCUCUGAUGAUUUACUUCUACAGGUAAGGAGGGUUUCUUACAGCUUAGACAGGCUUAUGUUUGGUCACCAUUUGAGAUGUCAUUAUUACAUUGUGGAUUGUUCUGUUAUUUUUAGGGAGGAGCCCAGGUUCCAGGUCCCCUUCCAACUCCUGUCCAACCUGAUGGACAUUGAUACCCACAUGACAAAAUGGAGAUGUAAGUUACAUCCAAAGACAUAUCGUAUGUAAAGAACAGUUCACUUCAUCAUUGUUUACAUCUACAGGUGUCCCUUACACCAUUUGUAUUUCGUACUAGAUAACAUGCUUUCAACUGUCUAGAGUAUCAUUGAUCUGAAACAGUUGAAAUGACAAGUGCAAUAUUUCUCCUGUGUCUCAGACAACCACGUGUGCAUGGUGCACAGAAUGAUUGGUAGCAAAGCAGGCACUGGAGGCUCCUCUGGCUACCACUACCUGCGCUCUACUGUCAGGUAUGUCAUCUAUGAUUAGCUAGUGAAAUUAACCGGAUCCAAAGCAAUCCAGAGUUACUGUCAAGCACAUGCUCUUCUACCCCUUCAAGGAGCUAAGUAGGUGUUUGGUCUUCUCUCUCACACAGUGAUCGCUACAAAGUCUUUGUGGAUCUCUUCAACCUGGCCACGUUUUUGAUACCUCGCCACUGGGUGCCCAAGCUGGACCCCAACAAGCACACCUUCCUGUUCACUGCAGAGUACUGUGACAGCUCCUACUGCAGUAGUGAGGAUUCAGACUAGAACCUGUUAACUGUCUAGUGGUCCGUUCAGAUGGAGGAAAGGUGACAAGGAAAGGAAGCCACUUUAGACUAUGUAGACACACACUAGGCCCAGGGUGCAUCAUAUAAUAUAUAUAUAUAAAAUAUAUAGCAUUUAUUUAUAAUGGGACAAGUAACAUAGUAUAUCAUAACCACAUUAGCUGACUGCAUGUAUAUAUUGUUUAUAUAAUUAUUUCAUGUUUAUAAAGUAUAUAUUGUUUAUAUAAUAUUGUGCUGUAUUUAAAGUAGGAAAGAAUUUGAUCUCUGUACAUAGCCUAAUGAAUGAUAAUCAUGAACUGACCCAUCUACUUUGGGUUAUUCUGAAUGGCUACCCUAAAGAAGCCUAUUGUUAAUCUUUUUUAAAGUAAUAUGUUUUUG